AUGGGACAAAAGCAAGCAGAGGUAUACGACUACAUGCCCAAGUCCGAAUCCGCGUCCGGCGGCCUAGACUAUCCUACUUCCCACACGCUUGAACAUGGUCAACAGGCGGAGCAAGUCGUGCCACGUAAGCAUUUCAGCACGCUUGCCCUCAUUGGUCUUUCCUUUGCUAUUCUCAACUCUUGGACCGCCGCUUGCGCCUCCAUCAACCUUGCUCUCGGUGCAGGGGGCCCCGUAGGUGUCGUCUGGGGCCUCCUCGUCGGCACCCUUUGCGCUACCACCAUCGCCCUUUCGCUCGCAGAACUUUGCCAUGUCUUUCCCUCCAUCGGCGGUCAGUACCAUUGGGCCUACGCCAUGGCCCCCAAGUCUUGUCGUGCUCCUGUCGCCUACUUUGCCGGCUGGCUCGGCACCACCGGCUGGAUCGCACUCGCCUCAAGCGCACCUCUCUACGCAGGUUCUUCCAUCGUCGGAAUGGUCACCAUGUACAGACCUGACUUUAUCCCAAGCCCUUGGAAGAUCUUUUGCAUCUACAUGGCCAUCACCAUCUACUGCGGCAUCGUCAACAUCUGGGGCGCCGUCAUCCUCAACAAGAUGAACCAAGCCGCUCUCCUCUGGUCUAUCACUGGCGCUAUCGUCGUCUUUGUCGUCUGUCUCGCCGUUCCAUCGUCACAGGGUCACAUGUCCUCCGCCAGCUUCAUCUUCACCGACUUCGUCAACCUGACCGGCUGGCCCGACGCAAUUGCGUGGGGGAUAGGACUUAUCUCGGCGCAGUACUGCUUGGUAGGAUGCGAUGGUGCUUCUCACGUCAUCGAUGAGAUCGACCGUCCUCACAUCAAUGCUCCCAAAGCCAUGAUCUUGUCCUGUCUCAUCGGAGGCUUCUCCGCUUUUUUGGUCCUCAUCGCUGUCCUCGCUGGAAUCAACGACAUGGAGAGCGUCAUCCAAGCCGGCGCCGCAGGAAUCGUCGAAGCUAUCCUCCAAGCUACCAGGAACAAGGCUGCCACGCUUGUCUUGAAUCUCAUCUUCUUUGGCACCAUCGCCUUUGCCGGUCCGGCGCUCAUGAUCACUGCCAGCCGCAUGGUCCAAGCCUACGCCAACGACGGCUGUCUGCCCUUCAAGAACAAGCUGGCCUACGUUUCGCCAAAGCUCGAGGUGCCUGUCUACGCAGUGCUCUUCUGCUGCUUUUGGUACACCGUCUUUGGCCUCAUCCUCUUUGGCUCCGUGAUUGCGGUACAGGCCAUCGUCAGCGCCUCGGUGGUGCUCCUGCAGCUUUCCUACAUCGUACCCAUCGCCGGCAUGCUCUUCCGAGGUAGGAGGCGCAUCUUCAGUCCCUCGGAAAACGACGACGACGACGACGAGAUUACCAUCCCCACCGACAUCAAGUACACCUUGGGCCCCGUCUUCGGUCCGCUGGUCAAUACAGCUGCGCUGUGCUACAUUGCUGUCACCACGGUGCUGUUUUUGAUGCCCUCGUACAUUCCCGUCACUUCGGGCUCGCUCAUGAACUACUCUGUCGUUGUAGUCGGCACCACAACCUUGUUGGCCACCAUCAACUGGUUCGUCUUCGCUAGGAAGACGUACACCGGUCCAAAGGAUUUCCGAGAGGUGCUCGAGAGGGCUCAUCUGAGGCGCGCCGAAUAG
Molecule: messenger RNA, 1635 nt
Organism: Pseudozyma hubeiensis SY62
Lineage: Eukaryota; Fungi; Basidiomycota; Ustilaginomycetes; Ustilaginales; Ustilaginaceae
Product: choline transport protein
Exons: 1
Coding region: 1-1635 (544 amino acids)
Biological process (GO): amino acid transport; transmembrane transport
Cellular component (GO): membrane
Molecular function (GO): transmembrane transporter activity
Source: RefSeq, a predicted model, not a curated record